UCCUCCUUUCCUUCACGAUAGGUAUAACGCGCAGCCUCAUCUUGAAUUUUGAAGCUUUUAAAAGAUUUCUCAUCUGUUUCUCACAAAUUCGCGUUUAUUUUACGGCUCCUCCUCCUCCUCCUCCUCCUCCUCCGUGUCGUUUUCGGAAUCAGAGACUUGUAUAAUCCUGUUAGGUUUCGGUAAUCGACGAUUCUUUAUAAGGCAUAUCUGAAUGAGCUAAUGGAGUCAAAAGGUGGGAAGAAGAAGUCUAGUAGUAGUAGUAGUAGUAAAUCCUUAUUCUACGAAGCUCCUCUCGGUUACAGCAUUGAAGACGUUCGACCCAACGGUGGAAUUAAGAAAUUCAGAUCUGCUGCAUACUCCAACUGCGUGAGAAAGCCAUCCUGAGAUUUCCGAAGUAGUGUGACAUUGCCCCCCCAACUUCUUUCGUUUUGCAAUCUUCUCUAUUCUCUGCUUUUCUCCUACUCCCUUUGAUCCCUCAUUCCCCUUGAUCCCUUGAUCCCUCUCUGCUAAAUUGUCUGUCUCCUGCAAGGCAAGAUGGACUUGCCAGUCUCUGCAAUUGGAUUUGAAGGCUAUGAAAAGAGGCUUGAAAUUGGCUUUCUCGAGCCAGGCAUCUUUGCUGAUCCCGGAGGAAUGGGUCUCCGCUCUUUAACUAAAGCUCAGUUGGAUGAGAUUUUGAAACCAGCUGAAUGCACCAUUGUUUCUUCGCUGUCAAAUGGUCAUGUUGACUCAUAUGUUCUUUCAGAGUCAAGCCUCUUCGUGUACCCAUACAAAAUUAUCAUCAAAACUUGCGGGACUACAAAACUGCUUCUUUCCAUUCGUCCUCUCCUGAAGUUGGCUGAUGGACUAUCCCUUUCUGUGAAAUAUGUGAGGUAUACCCGUGGAAGUUUCAUAUUUCCUGGAGCUCAGCCAUUUCCUCACCGCAGCUUCUCAGAGGAAGUUUCUGCACUGGAUGGCUACUUUAGCAAACUUGGUUUGGCUAGCACUGCAUCCAUAAUGGGAAGUUCUGAUGCAACAAAAAAAUGGCAUGUUUACUCUGCUUCUGCCGGAGAAGGAAGCCAUGGUGACAAGGUCAACACUCUAGAAGUGUGUAUGACGGGUUUGGACAGAAAGAAGGCAUCCGUUUUCUACAAAACUGGUGAAAGUUCAGCUGCUGGGAUGACAGCAAAUUCAGGCAUCAGGAAAAUUCUGCCACAAUCUGACAUAUGUGAUUUUGAGUUUGAACCUUGCGGUUACUCCAUGAAUGCUAUUGAAGGGGAUGCGAUUUCGACCAUCCAUGUUACUCCUGAAGACGGAUUCAGCUAUGCAAGUUUUGAGGCUGCUGGUUAUGAUUUUGAAGAAGUUAAUUUACGCGAGCUUCUUGAGAGGGUUUUGGCUUGCUUCAAACCUGCUGAGUUUUCUGUGGCUUUACAUACAGGAUGUGUGGGUGCGGAGGUUUCCACUUUCCGACUGAACUUGAAGGGUUAUAAGUGCGAGGAAAUGAACUAUAAGGUUACUGGUGAGGAAGGUGGAACGGUAAUCUACUACAACUUUGUUGAGGCACGAGAGCCAGUCCUGAAAUGCCGUUGGAGAAUGAAGGGGGGGAAAGAGGAAUUUACGGGGAAAGAGUGUUGGAUUCCAUGUAUUGCGUCUUUGUAAACUUCUGCUUUUGGUUGCUUCUUUUUAUUUGAGUUGGUUUAGAUAAACUGGUAGUAAUUGAAUAAUGUAUCCUGCGAGGGUCGCAGGGUGAGUGUGUCUUCUUGUUGGUUUUGCUACAGUGAUGUAUUGUUGCCCGUGGAGUCGGGUUUAUUCCAGACAUUCUUCUCUUUAUUAAGUUUUUGUUAUGAAUAAAACCUCCUAUUAUGGUAUUUUAUGAUGGAGUUUGAAAA
Messenger RNA from Carica papaya (papaya), 1865 nucleotides. RefSeq names its product S-adenosylmethionine decarboxylase proenzyme-like. NCBI's taxonomy places the organism in Eukaryota, Viridiplantae, Streptophyta, Magnoliopsida, Brassicales, Caricaceae. Gene Ontology annotation, biological process: spermidine biosynthetic process; spermine biosynthetic process. The record is from RefSeq and is a predicted model, not a curated record. Gene Ontology annotation, cellular component: cytosol. Gene Ontology annotation, molecular function: adenosylmethionine decarboxylase activity.